AGACACCAUGCUCCCUGACCAACUGUGCCCGCAACUUUUACUGUGCUGAGAAAGUAGACGGCAGUACAGAAUGCUUGCCGUGCAACUCCGCCUGUGAGGGAUGUGAGGGACCCACGGAACUCUCCUGCCUGGCCUGUAAGAUCGGCUACUACAUACCCCCGGGCUCGGAGCGGCUCUGUCAAGCCUGUCCGGAUGGCAAGUUUGGCGUGGACUGCGCCCUGCAGUGUCACUGCCUGAACAACGUGCUGUGCAACAAGACCAACGGUCACUGCAGCGGCUGGAAGUGUGAGCGCGGAUAUACAGGCAUUCCCGAGUGCCAGACACUGUGCCCCGUUGGUACCUUUGGUCUGGACUGCCAAGGCGUCUGUCACUGCCCGGAGAACGACAACUGUAGCCACGUCAACGGAGACUGUAGCAGUGGGCAGUGCCACCCGGACUGGGACUCUUCGGGCUGUCAGCUCAGACUCCCUAAGCUAGCCCUUGGCCCCGAUGUGACGGAAGCUUCCUGUAACCGCAUCAGGCUCGAGUGGGAUGAGUUCAACGAGACCAAUGACAUAGGCACAGGCCCUGCGGGGCAAUAUGUUGUCUACAAGAAAGUCAACAACAGCAGUGCCCCCAACACUUUGUGGGAGAGACUGGAGGCUUUGUCCGUCGUCACCGGCCUCUCAAGAUAUACGUACGUGGUGACCAGAAGCUUGGAGCCGGACGAAGAGUACAACUUCCGAGUGGACGUGGUGGGUACCAGCGACGGGAAGCUGCGGCGGAAAGUCAGUCCAGGAAACCCGUCCGAGAUUGUUCUUAACCCUUGCACCAGUACCACAACUCCGAAACCACCAACCACAACACAGUUUCUUUUCUCACGGAAAGUGUUUGACACAAUCGAAGCCACGGCCUCUUCGACCAAGUCGGGCUAUGUGACCAUACGCUGGACAGUCCUUCCUCAGUACCAGCAGCUGAACUACGACGUCACCAUUACACGCCAGUUGCUAGGCAACGGUGACUGCGACAAAGAUGGAACGGCACCUGAGACUCCCCGACUGGCCAAGUGACCGUGCUGAAUGUGACCCGAGUGACCGACACAGAGGUGGAGCUGGCGUGGGACCCUCCUCCCUGUGGCCAGAGAAAAGGACCUUUUGUGUCUUAUGAGUUUACCUUAAGCAACUUGAACAUAACAGGGCUGGGCCCCGUCAUGUACUAUGUGAAUGAAGCACGUAUCCAACGAGCAAACUUAGAGCCGUAUUCCACGUACGCCGUGACCUUGAAGUUCGUGAACACGGAGUCUCCUGGACCUUUGAGUAAAGUCUUCACUUUCAGCACAAUGCAAGGAGUUCCCACUUCUGUGGAGAUCACAAGCCUCAGCAUGACCUACUCCACCAUCACCGCCGACUUCCUGCCGCCGUCUCAAGCUAACGGAAUUGUGCUGACCUUCACUUUGGUUUACAGCGAGUUCAGCGACUUUCAGGUCUCGGAGGCGGUCACUCGCAGUGCUCAGUCUGCCGUUAAUACCAUCACAGCCCGCCGCCUGAAGCCGGAGACUUUGUAUUAUGUCAAGAUGACCGCCAGCACUGAGGCGGGUCCUGGCCCGUAUGGAGCGGUCAAGCAGACCACAACCCUGACAGCCCCGCCCCCAGCCGAGGCCAUCGCCCUGAACCUGGGGUCAAGGACGACCGAGUGUUUGACCAUUGAGUGGACGCCGCCGGAGACGGGGGCAGAGAACAUCACUCAGUACAUUUUGGAGAUGCGGCGAGCCACAGCAGAGGAGACCAUCAAGCCGACCCCUCUGACCCUGGAUUCUAGCGUGACCACAUACCAGCAGUGUGACCUCCGACCCAGCAGCUUGUACCUCGUCACUAUAUCGGCCGACACUGCAGACGGAGUUAUCUCCACUGCCACCGAAACCUUCCGGACAGAAUCUGGAGCGGGAGAGUUACUACAUGAUCUACUACGUGGCCCUGAGCACGCUCAACAACCAGACCACGGCAAACUUCUCUCAGCUGGAGGCCGCCGUGCGCACCGUGCCCUUUGACCCCGCCCUCGCCCCGCCCCUCACCCUGGAGGUGUCCGGCAAGAGCACUGCCUGUCUGAACAUCACCUGGGAGAUACCCAAAGGCCUGGAGGCCAUUAUUACACAGCUCAGGCUGUCGGUUGAGAGGCUGGGAGAGGACUCCGGAGACUCCAAGCUGGUCACUCUCACAGAACUGGACGCCACGUCGCGGGAGUUCUCCUCGUGCAGCCUCAGCCCCUACACGCUGUACACGAUGCGGCUCUCUGCGCUCAGCGACAGCACGGUCCUCUCCACGGGCUCCGACACUUUCCGCACAGGUCACGUUCGACCCCGUACCCCCGUGGCCCCGGUGUUCGUCAACUCCAGCUACACCAGCCUCACUGUGGCUAUAGAGCCCGUGGUGCUCUCUGGCGGGCCGGUCACAGCCUAUCAGAUACAGGUGGAGAAAGUACCGGAAAGGAGGAAGAGAUCAGCUAUUUUUCCCUUCAUGUCUUGGGAGCGUGUCACGGCCAAAGAGCAAAAUCACGGUUUAUCGCGUGACAAAAGAGCCGCGGGAGUGCCCGGAACGGUGGUGGCCCAGCUGACCAAGGAGCAGGUGCCGCAGAAGAUGGACUUCACCGUGGGCGACGGUCUGAGCUGGGGCGGCUACAACAAUAGCGCGCUGGAGCGAGAGGCGCUCUACACCGUCCACUACGUUGUGGUCAGCGCAGUGGGCAACGACACAAAGGUCAGCUACGCCAGCCUUGACCCUCCGCGGAGAACCGUGCCCUACAUCCCUCCCGCCCCGCCACAACUGCAGUCUUCUGAUGACGACAACGGUGCUUUGAUCGGAAUUAUCGUCGCGCUUAUUCUCCUCGUUAUCAUUAUCCUCCUGCUCUUGUUGUUGUACUGGUGGUGGCAGAGACGGAAUCGCUUCAAUCCAUAUGCAAUUCAAGAGGAUGACCCCAGCAAGAUUGCGCUUCCGCCAUACAAAGACGAUUACGACCCAGAGCUAUACUGGAGUCACACGUACGACCUCAAAGGAAAACGCCAUAUCAUUGCUGGGCGUGAUCUGGUCUAUGCGCCAGGAUCCAAACCUUUUGUAAAUGCAGAAACAAUGGACGAUCUAGGCAUACCAAAAGUUUCUUUCAAAAAUGAGUUUCAGAGCCUUCCUCAUAAGCCAAGGCGAGCGACAGAUAAUGCAGCGAGGCGAAACAAAAGGCUGAAUCGCUUUCCCCACCUCUUGCCCUACGACCACAGUCUUGUGCAGCUGAGACCAGACAGUAACUCGGACAGCACCUAUAUCAACGCCAGCUUCAUCCCAGGCUACAACAAGACCCCAGCCUACAUCGCGGCGCAGAGUCCGUUUGACGACCGAACAGUUCUGGACUUUUGGCGACUGAUCUAUCAGCGCUCCAUUAAGACGGUCGUCAUGAUCACCAAUGUCGUCGAGGAUGAGAUCGUCAAAUGCACGCAGUACUGGCCGGACCAGACCAAGACCAGCUACGGCAACUUCCUGUUCCAGCUGGUGGACCAGAGCGAGUUUGCCGAUUAUAUCGUCCGCACCAUCUCCGUCACGCUCCUCGGUGAGGAGAACUCCAAGAUCGUCAAGUUGUUUGAGUUCACGUCCUGGCCUGACCACGGUGUACCGGAUGACCCCAUACCAUUACUGGAGAUGAGGUACAAGGUCCGACGCUACCACCACCAAGACCCGGGCCCUAUCCUCGUCCACUGCGGCACUGGGGUGGCCAGGACAGGCGUCUUCAUCGCGGUCGAUGCUCUCAUCGAACAGUACGCUAACGAGGGACAGGUCAUGACCUUUGACUUUGUGAGGAAGAUCCGGAAAGAUCGGCCGUACAUGGUGCGCACCUUGAAGCAGUACGUGUUUAUCUAUGAGGCACUGUUCGAAGAGUUCCACGCGGGGGACACGCUUAUCGACUUUGACCUGAAGGAACGCUACCACAACUGGACACAGAGGAACCCGCGAACUAACUGCACCUACCUCCGGGAUCAGUUCCAGCUGCUCGACUCGUUCACGCGCGGCCCGCGCAGAGACGAGUGUAAGGCGGGACUCCUGGAGGUCAACAUACAGAAGAACCGCUACCUCGACGUUCUCCCCGCGGAAAAACACCGACCCAUUCUCAUCUCCCCGGGAGGUCUCAACCCGACGGACUACAUCAACGCUCUCUUCGUCGAUGGCUAUCUGAGAAAAAAUCAGUUCAUCAUCACGCAGACGCCUCUCCACACGACCAUCAUCGACUUCUGGAAGCUGAUCUACGACCACGACGUCCGCACCAUCGUCAUGGUGGAGAACUUCAAAAACGAAGACGACACCUGCGCCGAGUACUGGCCCAGCGUCAACCUCAAACAGUUUGAGCCAUUCUUCAUCGAGACGACGGCCGUUUACCAGCAGGACAACAUCACCAUCAGGAACUUCAAAAUCUGCAGCACGGACCACCCGAGUCGACCAGGGAAGCUGGUGCGACAGUUUCAGUUCAACGCCUGGGAGCAGCCCAAUCUGACGCCCCAGUCGAAGACCUUGAUGCUGGACCUCAUGGACAUGGUGUUUAACUGGCAGGAAGAGUCGUGCAAGAACGAGCGGCCCGUGGUCGUACAUUGCCAGGAUGGAUCUUCCCACUCGGGCCUCUUCGCGAUCCUGUCCAUCAUCUGCGAGAAAAUGGAGGAGGACGAAGAAGUUGAUGUGUACCGCACCAUAAAACACAUCAAGAGACGCCGGCCGCAGUUCAUUGCUGAUUAUGGGCAGUUCCGCUUCUGCUACAAGUCUGUGUGGGACUUCAUGAACCUACGGAUGCCGGGAGGAACCUUCACCGACUCGCUGGGUCAGACCAAGAUGGACAAAAUGUACGGAGUUGCCUCCCUCAGCCUCAACUCCUACCUGGGAACACGAUUCGACACGAUUAACCUGCAAGACACAACAGAAUUUUGAACAAUCGCACCAGAAACAUGAAAAAGGCCACACAGAUAUAUAAAAAGAACCCCAAAGAAAUAUGAAUAAACACACUAGAUGUACGGAAGAUGCAAGAGAAUUAUGCAAAUCACCUCAUCAUAGUUAUGAACAGCACACACCAGAUUAUGGCAGAUACAACAGAUAUUCGAAAUACAACUGAAAUAUGGAAAAGAGACAAAACAACAGAAUUGUGAACAGAACCAACCAAACAGAACAAAACGUGAAUAGAACUCAACAGAACUAUGGACAAACACAACAGAAUUGUGAACAUAAGUCAACAAAAUUAUGUACAAAUUAACAAAAUACAACAGAAUUAUGAACAUAAGACAACAAAAUUAUGUACAAAUUAACACAAUCCAACAGAAUUAUGAACAUAAGAUAACAAAAUUAUGUACAAAUUAACUAAAUACAACAGAAUUAUGAACAGAAUCCAACAGAAUUAUGAACAUAAGACAACAAAAUUAUGUACAAAUUUACAAAAUACAACAGAAUUGUGAACAAAACACAACAGAAUCCAACAGAAUUAUGAACAAAACACAGCAGAAUAAAACAGACUUAUGAACAAAACACAGAUGAACGAGACUGACCAAGGUUAUAAUAUUAUGAGUAAGUCUUCAACGCAAAGAAGGCCAUAUUGUGUGCACUUACAUGUACAGUGCAAAUCAAGUUACUGUGAUAUUUCUUGUAUGUGGUUGAGAAUCUUUUAAAUUUUAACUCUUUUUUUUUAUGCCCAUGUGCCAGUAUAUAAUAUUAGAAUAUAUCUAUAUUAUUACAAUAUACAUUUUACAGAGUGAUACUUCAUGAAUGUUCUAAAAAUCUUCCUGAAGGAAAUUCCAGUCUCUGUUAUUAUUGCAUAUAAUAUAUAUCUAGAUUCUAGAUACUGACUCGAAAUAUGAAGCAAAAUGUUGGGCUGAGCUAGCUGUUGUGGCUUGCAGAACUACUGUGAUGGUACGUGUGUCACGACGCAGUGGAAUCAGGCGCUUGUCAGUUUUUGGGCGUAUGAAGUUACUGGUAUAAUCGCAAAGCUUGUUUAUUUGUCUUGCUUUUGAAGAAAAAAGUACCCGUUUAUCUUGAUUAGAAGUCGAGAU
Messenger RNA from Aplysia californica (California sea hare), 6040 nucleotides. RefSeq names its product receptor-type tyrosine-protein phosphatase F. NCBI's taxonomy places the organism in Eukaryota, Metazoa, Mollusca, Gastropoda, Aplysiida, Aplysiidae. Gene Ontology annotation, biological process: protein dephosphorylation. The record is from RefSeq and is a predicted model, not a curated record. Gene Ontology annotation, molecular function: protein tyrosine phosphatase activity; protein binding.